Molecule: messenger RNA, 723 nt
Organism: Iphiclides podalirius (scarce swallowtail)
Lineage: Eukaryota; Metazoa; Arthropoda; Insecta; Lepidoptera; Papilionidae
Source: the annotation of a GenBank genome assembly
AUGUAUAGCUUCAAAAUUUUUAUAGUGUCUUUUAUAGUAGUGCAAUGUAGUGUCUGCUUAGCAAAAGUAUCACCCGAUUACAUUAAACCAUGUGUGGGCCUCAAAUCUGACUGUUUGAUGAAAAACUUUCAAGAAACUCUGCCCUUAUUUGUAAAAGGCAUCCCAAGCAUUGGUGUAAAUUCCACGGACCCGCUCACGUAUAGUGACAUAAAAAUGGACCUACCUGGCGGACUAAAGCUGGAAUUUACGGAUGGAGUAUUAACAGGUCUCAGGAAAUGCAUUGUGGACAAUGUAAAAUUCGAAGGAAUCGAGGCGAACAUAGAAAUACAUUGUAACUUGACGAUAAAAGGCAAAUACAAGGCACAAGGAAAAGUGCUCAUAGUUUCAAUUAAUGGAGAUGGUGAUGCGAAAUUAAAAAUCUCGGACAUGGUUUUAAAAGGAAAGCUAACGUUUUCUGACGUGGUUCGGGAUGGAGUAACUUACUAUGAUGUAAAAAGCUACAAAGUUGCCUACAAUAUCAGAGAUAGAGUACACUUUUCGCUUACUAAUAUCUUUAAGGGAAAUCCACAACUGAGUGAAACAGUUUUGACCUUCCUUAAUGAAAACUGGAAGGAUGUUGUUAACGAAUUCGGAGGGCCUUUAAUUGAUCUCGUGAUUAAUAUUGGUUUUGGUAAUGUUAAACAUUUCUUUAGUAAAGUUCCUAAAGAUGAAUUAUUUGUUCUA